CGUUUUUCAGAACUCGCAGCGGCUCUCUUCUUGUCGCCCAUCCGCCGCCCGCCCUCCGUCUACCACCACGAGGUCCUGUCGAAACGCCGCGAUCUCGAAGCAGCGAUCAUGGCGGCGGAGGCCGGAGGCAUCGCUCUUCUCUCCAUGUACAACGAUGAGGAGGAGGACGACGACAAACAGGAGCCCGAGGCCCACGCUGGAGCCGGGGGCCGUGCCGACGCCGACGGCGGAUCGAAGAACAACGGUAUCUCCCCGCCCUCGUAUCCUGCCAUUGAGAGCUGUUCUCCCUCCCUAGGUGCUCGAUCUCCUCUCUUUCCCGACGAAGGCGCAGAUUACAAAACCCUAAAGAGCCCUGUCGCCCGGAGCCCUACGCCGCCGCCGUUCCGUCUGUUUCAGCAGUCUUCGCCCUUUCCCUUGACUUCUCCUUCUCCACCUCCGCCGGUGGCGCCACCGACUUCUUUUUCCGAUCCUGUGGAUGUGCAGAGGAUGAGGAGAGGGUCGCUGGUCAUAGUGGAUUACGCCCACGAUGAGAACGCCUUGUCUCCCGAACCUGAGGAGGGAGAGAUACUGAGCAGUGGCCGUGUUGUGAUGGGUGCAGAGCUUCAGGUUUCCAAUGGUUUACCCUGAAGGGACUCAUUUAAUUACCCCUUGGUUUGAGAGACCUAUCAUAUAUGAUGUUCGUGGCCGUCCGCAUCUUGUGGAAAGCACUUCUGGUGGUCGUGAUCUGCAAAUGUCAAAGAUAUCGAGCUUGCGAGAAGAAUCUUCCCAAUCUGGUGUGCAAUUAACAUUAGAGGAGAUGUCUAAGCAGGCACUUGGAAAAAGGAAGAGAUACAUUCUUGGAUUUGGGGUUGGGUCGAAGCCCUCUUCAUCUUCUUCCACACCUAGUCGUGUGUCACAAGACCAUGUUGGGGAGUUGCAGAAACUUAAAGCUGAGAUGGAAGAGAUGAAGAUGGAGCGUGAGGAGCUGCGGAGGCAAUUGGAGUAGGAGAGGAAAGAGCGUAAGGAGGAAAGGAAAGAGCGAGAGGAAGAACAUAAGCAAAUUGCACAUCUUACAAGUUUGGUGACAGAGAUCUUAAAGGAAAAGACUCAAACACACAAGUCAUCUAUCCAUCAUGAUGGGGUCAUGUAUUCAACUGGUGGUACAAAUACUCGUUGAUACAUGGUGGAGUUUUGAGCAUGUGAAAUCUAGUUUUUGGUACAUGGAUAGCUUUUGUUCAGAUGAUCAUGGUGGAGUUGUCUACAAGCAGAAUCCAGUUUUUGGUAUAAGAAUAUUUUUGUCUACAUGAUGGUUGUUUGGAUGAAUAGCAAGAUCAGAUAUUUUGGAAUUUUUAAUUUACAUUUUGAUGUGUUUGGUGAUGAUUAUCACCUUAACAUAUGGUAUGGAUGAAACAUUGUGAUGUAUGGUUAAUAGGUAUGCUUGACUUUAGACUUAUAGAUGAUGAUAUUUAUAAUGAAUGAUUAUGGAUUCUCGAACAUUGUAUAUA
This is a messenger RNA of Phoenix dactylifera (date palm), 1484 nucleotides long. The record is from RefSeq and is a predicted model, not a curated record. Lineage: Eukaryota; Viridiplantae; Streptophyta; Magnoliopsida; Arecales; Arecaceae.